Messenger RNA from Olea europaea var. sylvestris, 2356 nucleotides. Its product is annotated as putative pentatricopeptide repeat-containing protein At3g08820. Lineage: Eukaryota; Viridiplantae; Streptophyta; Magnoliopsida; Lamiales; Oleaceae. Gene Ontology annotation, biological process: RNA modification. The coding region runs from base 133 to 1512 and encodes 459 amino acids. The record is from RefSeq and is a predicted model, not a curated record. The transcript has a single exon. Gene Ontology annotation, molecular function: protein binding; RNA binding; zinc ion binding.
UAAUUAAUAGGUGAGUCAUUCUCGUCCUCAACAGUCGAAUCCAUUUUGACACGGCAAUUACAUUGUACUUAAUUCGAUGGUUAUUUGAAUUUUGCGGCGGCAAGGCGACGUCGCCUUCUUUUCUUUCUAACCAUGAGUACAGUGUUGUUCAAUCCCGCUUCUCCCAUUGUCCCGCUUGCCUUAACUGAAAUAAAAGCAGCUCUCUUUCAAGGCUUCACUUCCUUCAACCACCUCAAGCACAUCCAUGCACGCCUCUUUCGAUUUCACCUCGAUCACAAUCACUAUCUUUUGAACAUGCUCUUAAAAUCCACCUUCAACUUCAACCACCCAGAUUACGCUACUGCUAUUUUUACCAAUACUUAUGAUCCGAAUAUUUUCUUAUGGAACACUGUGAUUCGUGGGUUGGUGUCAAGUGAUUGUUUUUCUCAAGCGACUGAGUUUUUUAGUUUGAUGCAUAAGGAUGGUUUUUUGCCGAAUAAUUUUACGUUUCCGUUUGUGCUCAAGUCUUGUGCAAGGAACUCAAAUUUUGGACUAGGUAUGAAUGUUCAUUCUCUCGCUGUGAAAGCGGGUUUUGAUUGUGAUGUGUUUGUGAACACUGGGUUGGUGUCCUUUUAUGCGAAAGUGGGGAGUUUGGUGGAUGCACAGAAAGUGUUUGAUGAUAUUCCUGAAAAGAAUGUGGUUUCUUGGACAGCAAUAAUAAGUGGUUAUAUUGGAGCUGGGAGGCUUACAGAGGCAGUUAAUUUGUUUCGGAGGUCAUUAAAGAUGGGUCUGAGGCCGGAUAGUUUUACUCUUGUUCGGGUUUUGUCGGCGUGUGGUCAAUUAGGGGAUUUGGGGGCCGCUGAGUGGAUACAUAGAUGUGUACUGGACACUGGAAUGGGGAGGAAUGUCUUUGUGAACACCUCUUUAGUCGAUAUGUAUGGCAAAUGCGGAGACAUGGAGAAGGCUCGUGCUGUUUUUGAAGAUAUGACUGAAAGGGAUAUUGUUUCUUGGAGUGCUAUGAUUCAGGGUUAUGCUGCAAAUGGNAAUAUCUACUCCGCUAACCAUAAAUGGGACAAGUCAGAAAAAAUUAGGUCAGUUAUGAAUGAAAAAGGCGUUCAGAAAGUGCCCGGGUACAGUUGGAUAGAAGUAGAUGGAAUUGUACACGAGUUUCUCGUUGGAGAUACUUCCCAUCCUAUGUCAGUUAAGAUAUAUGUUAAACUCAGAGAAUUGGCCAAAGAGUUGAGAGCAGCAGGUUACACUCCAACAACUGAAUUUGUUCUAUUUGACAUUGAAGACGAGGAGAAGGAGCAUUUCCUUGGUUGUCAUAGCGAGAAGCUUGCUCUUGCAUUUGGCUUAAUCAGUACUGAACCCGGAAAUAUAAUCCGAAUAGUUAAAAACCUCCGGGUUUGUGGCGACUGUCAUACAGCAAUCAAGCUCAUCUCAAAGAUAUCGGGAAGAGAAAUUAUUGUGAGGGACACUAACCGUUUCCAUUGUUUCGUUGAUGGUUCAUGCUCUUGUAGAGAUUAUUGGUGAGGCAUAUUUCGGAUGUAGCUUUGAGGAAAUAUUUCUUCAAAAUACCAAAAAUUGGUGACUGACAUACGUCUCUCAAGCUAAUCUUGAAGAUAACAAGCAGUGAAAUUAUCAUGAGGGACACUAACUGUUCGAUUGUUUGCUGAUUGUUGUGUAUGUGUAAGGAUUAUUUAUUGGGGGUUUACAUUUGCUGUUAAAUUAAGACAAUGGAGUACACAUCUAAAUGCAAUUCUAGAAAAGCACGGUGAGAUCAUACAGUUACACAGGGAUGCAGUUGCGAUCAGGAAAAGCACAGUUAUUCAGUAAAAUGAGAUAAAAUUACCUCCUGACUGAUUUAAUACUCUCCCAUCAAUUGCGAACUUUGAGAGUUGGAAGUUAAGCCCCAGUGCAGGGUGCUUGUGUCGUUUGACAAUGUCCCACGGAUACUUCAGAAGGUACGUUGUAUUGGGUUUCCACCUUCAACUUAUACAGGCUAGCAUACUUAUCCCGAUUGAGAUGACAGGUGAUGACUAGAUUAGAUUGGGAUGUGCUAUCUUGAGCAUUCUUUUGAUAUUUGCCAAUUCGUUAUACCAUCUUAGGGCUGCGGUAAAAUUCAGAUUGCACCAGUCAAUCAUCUAGAACGUGUUAAACAGUGCAUGGGGCAAUGAAGAAUCUCAACUUGUUCGGUUGGAGUGCAGAACAGACCAGGAUAACAGCUCUGUAGACUGACUCAGAAUAGGAUGGAUUUUGUGACAUCAUUGCAACUCUGUGUCCUGUCUUGUAUAAUUGCCCCUGUUCAGUUUGCUGUUGCAAAAUCGACUUGGUGUUCGUGAUUAUAAUGUUUUAAAACACUAAAAUGAGAUUUAUA